Messenger RNA from Dermacentor andersoni, 2126 nucleotides. Its product is annotated as nose resistant to fluoxetine protein 6-like. NCBI's taxonomy places the organism in Eukaryota, Metazoa, Arthropoda, Arachnida, Ixodida, Ixodidae. The record is from RefSeq and is a predicted model, not a curated record. Gene Ontology annotation, molecular function: acyltransferase activity, transferring groups other than amino-acyl groups.
UUUGCCUCACUAUCGUAAAACAAGAAUCGAACGGGCCUCAUGUCUUCAUAAUUGGAGUGCUUCGAAGGAUUAUCAGGAUGUGCGUUCCACUCUUCUUUACCAUCAUGUGCUUCUACGUGGUUCCACUUUUUGCCACUGGGCCAGACACCAAAUCGUUCUUUUUAAAGCUUUACGAUGACGUAGAUGAAAACUGGUGGCGCCUCCUUCUUCAGAUCCGAAAUUUUUUUGAGCUGACCCCAAAGACCAUACUUGGACAUACGUGGUACCUGUCAGCUGACUUCCAGCUCUUCCUCAUCUCACUUCUGGUACUUCUACUUUUUAGAAGCCGGAAAACACUGGCAGUGGGAGCCUUUGUCCUGCUGUCUUUUAUGGGCUGCGCCUACGCUACGUGGACCAUAUCAGGAUCCGAUUUGACUCCUUUCGUCGUGUUUCCUGCCGAGACACCACAAAUCGUGAUGCGAACCGUCAACCAAUACUACAUACGGCCUUUCUACCACGCUGUGUGCUACUUCAGCGGCUGUAUCGCGUUCCUCGUCAUCGACGACGUCAAGGAACGAAAGAUGUCAAAAGGCGUGCAGUUGGUGGGUUGGUGUCUGGCCAUUGCGUGCUGCCUUUGCUGCAUCUUCAUGAAGCACGCCUGGUACGCGAACUCGAAUCCCACUUCGGAAGCUGGAAAGCUAUUCACGGCGUUUUUUGACCGUGUUCUGUGGUCGCUGUUUCUCUCCUGGAUCACGCUGGCGUGCUCUACGGGCCGAGGAGGAGUCCUAAGCAAGUUCCUGUCCUACAACGCUUUCGUGCCGCUGAGCAAACUGUCGUUCGGCGUCUACCUUAUCCACUUCCCUUUCAUCCAACUUAUGCUGCACGCGUCCAGAGAGCGCAUAUUCUGGUCACACUUCAACCAGAUCACACUGUUUUUUGCGGUGCUCGUUUGGAGCUUCUUUCUGGCGUACCUGGCCUACUUGGUAUGCGAAGGCCCCACAGCCCUCCUGGACAAGCUUGCCUUCCAGAGGUUCACUAGAAGAGGACGUCCUUCGGGAAACCAAGCUCAAGAGCCGUGUCUGGACUGUAGCGCUGAACUGCCGGAGAAGAAAGCGGAAAAUGGCCGGGUCAUCUCACAGCUCACCAGUGGCAAAAUGAAUGGCUAUACACUCCCCGAUCCGUGGAACGGCGCCGUGCGUGGUCUGUCGUGGCGGUCGCAGUGGGUGCCUCAAAGGCUUUGAUUGCUAUCUGCUGUAGGACACUGCUUCAUUUCAUUUACUCCUGAUGAAUCAACUGCCUGCAGUGUUGGGGCGUCCUCGUCGGAAGCGGCAGGUUCGACUCGCUGCCGCCGCGGUCGCCUCCUCGUUUCGAUACAGAGGUGAAGUGCCACAUGAAACAAAAUAAGAAAAAGCCAUUGCACCGCGUCUCUUCGUGCACGUGAUGUGCGAAAACGGGUGGUUAUACUAAAUGCGGUGCACAGUACCCGCGCAGCAAUCCUUGAGUUGCAGCGUUCCGACGCUGCAGCGCUGCCUGUGCUAUCGGUAUCAUCGUCAGCACCAUCACCCACAUGAGAACAGAAACUUCGUCUUCAUACUCUCGUCAACCAAGUGAUACCUCCAAGUUUCUCUGCUGUUUGCUUUUCGUGCGACUAAAAACGGGUCUCAACUGCGUUUUUAUGAUGUUAUGUGGACACAAUUGUGCACGAACUAGUGGUUGGUAGGCAGCCGUAAACCGCUGUGCAUCUCUAUGGAGCGGUAAACAAUGUGCGGUGGUUUGCUGUUGUACUGUGCACAUAGAUGGCGCUGCGUCUGCCAAAUAUAUAUGUAUAAUACAUGUGAGUGUGCGUCGGUGUAGUGAGCAUAGUAAUGUCAUUUCAAGCUUGUAUAUGAACGCCGAACAUCGUCCUUGUGUUACUGCAUUCGCAGGUUUGGGUCAGGCUGUACUGAGUGCAAGUAUUUAUUAGUCUGUAGCACAAAUUACGAUGUAGUCUUUCUCCACAACAAUACGAGCGCCAUGUGUAGCUUUGUGAAGCCUCUCAUACCACACAUUAAGUUUUGCAAAGAUCUGUCGUACCCUGGUCCCUCCCCGUGUUUUCAAUGGGGGUGGUCAAGUUACCCGGGAAUAAAGUCAACAAAUAUUGCUGCCAG